AUGGCAGCUACGACUCUUUCCAUCGCAACCACAAUCCGUUCCUCAUCUUUUUCUUCCGGUCUUGCUUCCGCACAUCACUUCCCUUCUCGACCCCUCUCGAUAGAAUUCCCCUUUAGCUUUGGUGUUUCUUCUUCUUCUACGCUCAGCCACCGUGCAAUCUACCUCCAUCCUAUAUCCGCUGUCAAAACUCCUAAGAAAAUUAAGAAGAUUGGAUCCGAGAUCUCGUCUCUAACCCUCGAAGAAUCCCGCAUCCUCGUCGACUAUGUCCAGGACAAGUUCGGUGUUUCAAUACUCUUUUCAGCACCUGCUGCAGCGGCUUUACCUCCUCCCCUUGACAAUGGUGGUGCGACGGCUUCUGUGGAGAGGCAGACCACAUUCGAUGUGGUUAUCAAUGACGUUCCACGUGGUAAUCGUAUUGCCGUGAUCACAGCCAUUAGGGCUAUGACUAGCUUGUCGUUGAGUGAAUCGAAAGAGCUAAUAGAAGGGUUUCCGAAGAAGUUUAAAGAAGGCGUGACCAAAGAUGAAGCAGAAGAAGACAAGACACAGCUCGAAGAAGCUGGUGCCAAGGUUUCCAUUGUUUAAGUUUUAACAAUCGGA
Molecule: messenger RNA, 597 nt
Organism: Arabidopsis thaliana (thale cress)
Lineage: Eukaryota; Viridiplantae; Streptophyta; Magnoliopsida; Brassicales; Brassicaceae
Gene: RPL12-B
Product: ribosomal protein L12-B
Exons: 1
Coding region: 1-582 (193 amino acids)
Biological process (GO): translation
Cellular component (GO): chloroplast; ribosome
Molecular function (GO): structural constituent of ribosome
Source: RefSeq, marked reviewed